Trametes versicolor FP-101664 SS1 is the source of this 1469-nucleotide messenger RNA. RefSeq names its product RNA polymerase II-associated protein. The transcript is spliced from 8 exons. Bases 72 to 1370 code for a protein of 432 amino acids. Gene Ontology annotation, biological process: positive regulation of transcription elongation by RNA polymerase II; transcription elongation by RNA polymerase II. The record is from RefSeq and is a predicted model, not a curated record. Gene Ontology annotation, cellular component: Cdc73/Paf1 complex. Gene Ontology annotation, molecular function: RNA polymerase II complex binding. Lineage: Eukaryota; Fungi; Basidiomycota; Agaricomycetes; Polyporales; Polyporaceae.
CUUGACCUCGUCUUGGUCUUGGUCCUCAUCUUCGUUCACCUGCAGCCCUCCGAACUCGCAAUUGGACCACCAUGAGCUCCGAGACAGAUUCGCUGCUUGCUCUGAGAAAGGCGAUAACCUCCAAAACAACGGUGACCUUUGCGAACGAUGUCGGACCUGUCUCGUCUCUCUCCGCCGCCACGGGUAUAGUGCUGUCGCCAAGCGUCAGCCUUCCAAAGACCUCUCCAACACGCUUGCGAAAGCCAGGGACCAGCGCGACAGACCCUCAGAGCAACCCACAGGACUUCUUCACUCUCGGUGCUGUUUACCUCGCAUGGCUUCUACGCGACGCGUCGGGCGCGGAGUACAUGAAGCAGGUCCGCGAGAACGGAUACACGGUGGGAUUCGUCAGUGUUACGGAACGGAAAGCUGUGGCGGACUGGUUGGAAGAGAAGACACAGAGUCUGUCAGGACUUGUUACUGCAGAAGCUGAAUCUACGACGCCACCGGGGACGCCGCCGCUAUCACGAGCUACAACUUCCCUACCAUCGACGUCGUCAUUCUCCAAAGGGGCUGAUGCAACUUCGAGCCCGCUGAAGCGGAAAUAUGUCGCAGACACCGCUGACAUAGCGGUGGUCAAGAAAAUCAAAGCGAACGAGAUCGAACUGCAAGACAGGAACACUGUGCUGCGGGGAAUCAAGCCGAACAACUUCCAUUCUGUCAAGGUGGCUAUAUCGGACAAGCUCAAGAAGAUGAAAGAGGCCGCGAAUGCCAGAAAUAACAGCAGCUCGAGUUGGUCUUCGAAGCCCACCACUCCUGAUCCCAAAUUGCAAGCCCGAAAAGCUCGCAACCAAUACCCGAUCAUUAUGAUCUCAUCGUCCCCGACGUCUUUGAUCACGAUGUACAAUGUGCGGCGGUUCCUGCAGGACGCCGUGUUCGAGCCCUCGCAAGAGGCCCGUGCUCGCGCGGUCUCCGAAGGAAACGCGCGCGCGGAGGACGUCAUCCCGAUAUACCGCAAGCGCACGACCAUUGACUCAUCGGGCCGGGAAACAGAGACCCAGACAAGGUACUUCGUCGUUGACAGCGCCGAGGCCCUGGCCAAGUUCGGCGCAGACGCAUGGGACCGGGUGGUCUGUGUGAUGACGACCGGGCAGACGUGGCAGUUCCGGCCGUACAAGUGGCAGGAGCCCAAGACGCUGUUCCAUCAUGUUAAGGGCAUCUAUUUCUCAUGGACACACGACCCACCGAACCCGAAGAUCAAGGACUGGAAUGUGACGGAGCUGAAGAUCGACCCGAGCCGUCGGCACAUCGACAAGUCCGUGCUGGCGCAUUUCUGGCGCAUUCUAGACCAGUGGACGAGCACCAACAAGCCGUCCCUCAUGAAGAGUUGAGGGCCUUGCUGGCCUACCGCUUUGUCUACUCUGUAUGUGCUCUUAUAUUCUUCGCUCUGUACUUCUAUACCAUCACAGCAAAUUGCAUCCAUUCUCGUG